GUCGUCGCCAUCGCCACGUGGUUCUGAUCGUUUAUCUUCACUUGCAUCCUUCGUCGACAAAAGCCCUCGCUCUCGCCUCUAGGGAUUCUCUCGCUGCAUCAACCGUUGAUUUCUGGAGCUCGCCCACCCAUCUAAGCCAUCACCAAAGCCAUCACCACUGGAAUACCUCCACAAUCACACCCUCACACAGAACCCCAAUAGUAUCCACCACAUAGAUCCAGAAAAAGCCCCUUACCCGAACCACAAACUCCACCAUAAACGCAACCACUGCAGCUUCCUCUCCCCCCCCCCUCCCCUCCUCCCACACAAGACUGCUUCGACAAAACCCGGCCGCGCUGCCAAUACCUCUUUCACCUUUACAGCACCCAUCACUACUACCAUUGCUUGCUGCAGCCACCACCGCAGCAGCAGCGACUUUUUUCGUAAUAAUACCAUCACGACACUCCUCCAUCCAUUCUCAUUUUUCUCGAUCCUCAGUCUUCUCACUUUAUAGCCUUUCGGGUGGUAGCUACAAUACGACUCUGAGAAGGUCGAGGUCUACUUCCACCGAGUCGUUGCUCGACUCGAACGAACAAAGUCUGGCUAAACUUUCAAAGGUGAUCCUACGCGGCGACGGAUCUACCUAUAACGAAAUCUCCAAUCCUAAAAACAGCAAAAUGCAUCAAACAAGUUCGCGAUUACUGCGGAUGACUGCGGAUGACCGUCCGUACACUAGGGAUUUCAAGGAUCUUUUCUCUACCCUGAUGGUUAGUUUGCCGUUAUCUUCUCACAGGAUACGUUUCAAGACAUACCCCUUCAGCUUUGCCUCUGAGGAGGCAAUCAACAAUCUUGGUUCGUUGAAGUUUUCUCAAUCGAACCGAAUGCCCGAUCCGAAGGAUCACACUCGGAUCGUCACCACGACAACCACAACCACUUUUUCGAUGGCUAAGGAAAUGGCUCGCUCUGUUUGUCAGCGAUUUAUGGAUGCUCGAUUUAUUGAGCUGGCUGACGGAAAAUCUACCAUUUAUUUCCCCCCAAAGGGAUCUUUAUGGCAAUUGACGCCCAAAGGGAUUCAUGUUUUGGAGAGGUUCUGUCAGCGUAAUGGCAUCCAACAAGACCAUGUAAUAAAGUUAUUACAGUCUUCAUUCAACACCAUGCGUUUGGUUAUUUUGGAGAGGGAUUCAGUAACGGAUAGGCUGUCCCAUGACAAGACCACGACUGAGGUUAUCUUUAGGCGGUUUGCUGGAGCAACUCCUAACAUCAAAGCUAAUGUUUCCAUCUCCGAUUCGGACUCUGUAUCGGAGUAUCAUGAUGGCGUUACGGGCGUCAAGCUUGCUGAGACCCGUAAAGUUGGUGACAGGGUUGUUAAGAGCUCGUUCACUGGGAAAUGUGCGGUGGAUUGGUUGCUCGAUUGUUGUACGACGGUAGAGAGGAGUGAGACUCAUGAAAUUCUCAACCUGUUCAUACAAUAUGGAUUGGUCCAGUCUGCUUUUGAGGAUAAGGCCUACAUUCAGGCUAACCCAAAGGCAAAAGAUUUUCAACCGACCAAAAAUGCCAUCUACAUUUUCACCGACAAAGGGAAGAGAGUGUCGGGAUGGAUUGAUGGCGACCGGUUGAGUCUGCAGAAUGGAGAUAGGGGAAGUGACGGAAACUCCGUACGAGGCACAUCCAAAGAUCAACGUGAGACUAACACUACCCGGCUGACCGCUAUCCUUAACGACGCUGCUUUGAGGUUGUUGUUCCGCGAAUACCUUCGGGAAACUGUAUGCGAGGAAAAUCUGUCAUUCUGGCUGGAUGUUGAGGAUUUCAAUCACAAUUUCCUUGCAAUUGAUAAGUCGAAACCUGAUGCUGUGCGAGAAACCUUAGCGGCUGCCUAUGGCCUUUACAACGCAUUCCUUGCCCCUGGAUCCCCAUGCGAAUUAAAUAUCGAUCACACGCUUCGACAAGACAUGGCCUCUCGAAUGACCCGAGCUGUUGCAAAGGACGAAAAUGCAAUGUACUCCAGUUUGAAGGAGGUGGCCGCUCUUUUUGACCGAGCGCAACAACAAGUGUUCAAACUCAUGGCAGGAGAUUCUGUUCCCAAAUUUAUCCGUACGCAGAAGUAUAUCGAGGUCGCCGGCGAUAUUCUUGAGGAUGAGAGGAACGGUCAUUCGGGUAUCGAGAGAAGCCUGAGCCGGAGAUAUAACAACGGAACCGCAUCAUAGACGGGGCUGUUUUUCAUAUAAAUUGGAUAUCUAGACCAUCCUUUAUUAUGGGAUUGGUUUAGUGCUUAAUAUCAUUUUUUCGCUUCGACUACUUUAGGCCGCUGGAGUUUUACUUCUUUUUCAAUCUCUCCAGGGAUUUUAGGGUCUUUUCAGGAGUUUUUGGGUCAUCAACAUCAUUGGUUAUCGUGGUUCUCUUUUUCUUAGCCACCCCUUUGCUUGCUGGAAUUUGUCGACUGUCCGCUGCUAUUCGUCGCUACAGAGUGACGAUCUAUCUUGUCUCACAGCGCCUUAAAGGCCCUUUAUGCAUCUUUGUUUAUUUUUCUUUUGCCCUUUAAAUCGUUUUUAUUCCCAGCUUCCUUCUCUUUGUCUCGUUAUUCUACGGGUGAGCUUUGGAGGGUGCUGUGUCCAGUAUUUAUGCAUAUCAUACAUAAGGUACAGCCUCUUUGUAUAGUUUAUUUUCCCCUCUCGGUUUCUUUUUGUUUAUCGAAAGAUUGAUGGGUUGAUCAUGAGGUGACGAACUGAUUGGGAGAGGGCUGGUGGUAGUGGGGAGUAUUUUAUAUUUUUCUAUCUCUUGAUGUCAAAAUUUUAAAAUAGGGAAGGCUUUAAUAUAGAGGUUUUUUUUUUU
Messenger RNA from Tuber melanosporum (Perigord truffle), 2808 nucleotides. RefSeq lists its product as uncharacterized. NCBI's taxonomy places the organism in Eukaryota, Fungi, Ascomycota, Pezizomycetes, Pezizales, Tuberaceae. The transcript has 5 exons. Gene Ontology annotation, biological process: intracellular signal transduction. The record is from RefSeq and is a predicted model, not a curated record. Bases 657 to 2183 code for a protein of 508 amino acids.